AUGCCUAAUAGCAUUUAUUAUUCAGAUAAAUAUUAUGAUGACGCAUACGAAUACAGACAUGUGGUACUACCAAAAGAACUUGAAAAACUUGUACCGAAAACUCAUCUUAUGUCUGAACGAGAAUGGAGAGCAAUUGGAGUUCAGCAAAGUGAAGGAUGGAUACAUUAUAUGACUCAUCAACCUGGAAAUUUAUCAACAAUGUAUCUAAUAAAAGAGGUCUAAGGGAAAGGAAGAUAAAAACAAGUUACUAAUACGAUUAAUUAAAUUCAAUGAAGAGAUGAAUACUUAGAGAUUAUCAUUAGAAAAUUUGCAACUUCAUCUAUUUUAAACAGCAAAUAAAAAAUUCGAAGUACAACAACGCAAAAUGC
Molecule: messenger RNA, 368 nt
Organism: Ceratosolen solmsi marchali
Lineage: Eukaryota; Metazoa; Arthropoda; Insecta; Hymenoptera; Agaonidae
Product: Cyclin-dependent kinase subunit 30A
Exons: 4
Coding region: 1-222 (73 amino acids)
Molecular function (GO): cyclin-dependent protein serine/threonine kinase regulator activity
Source: RefSeq, a predicted model, not a curated record